Penicillium odoratum is the source of this 924-nucleotide messenger RNA. RefSeq names its product putative mitochondrial methylglutaconyl-CoA hydratase (Auh). Gene Ontology annotation, cellular component: mitochondrion. The transcript is spliced from 2 exons. The record is from RefSeq and is a predicted model, not a curated record. Gene Ontology annotation, biological process: fatty acid beta-oxidation. Bases 1 to 924 code for a protein of 307 amino acids. Gene Ontology annotation, molecular function: enoyl-CoA hydratase activity. Lineage: Eukaryota; Fungi; Ascomycota; Eurotiomycetes; Eurotiales; Aspergillaceae.
AUGACAUCCACAAUGACGCCCCGAAUCGCCCGCCUGGCCUUCUCUCGCCGGACGGCGACACACACAACCCGGGUUUUCAUCUCGCACUACAGCACCAGCCCGGAGGACGUAAUCAAGACCCAGCAGAUCCCCGCCCCAGGCUCUGGUCAUGUGCGCCUGCUGCAGCUAAACCGACCCAACGCCCGAAACGCGAUCUCUCGUCAGCUGCUCGACAGUCUAUCGAAGCAUGUCAAGGCUGUCGCCGCGGAGGAGGGCAACGGCCCCACGCGUGCCUUGGUAGUGACAAGCAACGUUGACGCCGCAUUCUGCGCGGGCGCAGACCUGAAAGAGCGCGCCAAAAUGUCACCUGCUGAGACAGAAGAUUUCCUUUUGGACCUCCGUAGCACCUUCAAAGACCUCGCAAACCUGCAGAUCCCCACCAUUUCUGCCGUUUCCUCCAUGGCUCUAGGUGGUGGCCUCGAGCUUGCCCUCUGCACUCACCUUCGUGUCUUCGGCUCCUCCUGCUUGGUCGGUCUCCCGGAAACCCGUCUCGCGAUCAUCCCCGGUGCCGGUGGCACCUACAGACUGCCUGCCUUGAUUGGUAUGAACCGUGCGCGCGACAUGAUUCUCACCGGACGCCGGGUGACGGGCCCAGAGGCGUAUUUCAUGGGGCUGUGUGAUCGCCUGGUGGAGGUCUUGCCCGAAGAGGCGACUCAAGAGGGCGUUGCUCGUGAGAAAGUUGAGAAAGCGGCCAUUCGGUUAGCGCUGGAUAUCUGUGAAGGUGGCCCAAUUGCUAUCAAACAGGCCCUUUUGGCUAUUGAAGGAUCGCCGAUGGGCGAGGCUUCUGAAAACAGAGCAUACGAGGGAGUGAUUGAGACAGAGGAUCGGUAUGAGGCGCUGCGCGCCUUUGCUGAGAAGCGCAAGCCUGCUUUCCGGGGACGGUAA